AUGCCGCCUUUUGUUCGAAAGCAACCACUUGGAGAGCGCAUCAAAUCGGCCUUGAAUGUGUACGACUUUUUACUGUCAGUUUCUGAGGGGAUCGAGUCUUAUGGCUGGGAUCAGGUCGAAAAAGCCUGGGCAGCGCCUAUAGGUGUUGCGUUCAAUUUGAUCUUCCUGAUCUCAAGAGCAAAUGUGGGAAAGAGAUCGAACAGCUACGAUGAUGUGUUUGGGGAGAGUACAGGCAGUGGAUGGGCUGCAAGCAUAGCGUGGUUCUUCGUCUAUCUGCUGACCAUGAUAUGCUUUCUCAACACCUUCUACACUUUCUUUCGCAAGCGCCAUUAUCGCCUGUUCGAAGCCCCGGUCGAUGUGGUUCUCAGCACUCCAUCAGCUCACAGAGUCAAACUGAACUCCUCCCCCAUCUCCUCAUCACCCUUACGAUACCUCUCACAACUUCUUGGAAGUGAAUCGGCCGAGUCAAGAGCGCAUCCUAAUGCACGUGAAGAUGUGUGGGAAAUUUCACUUUGGGAUCCCUUACCAGUAUCCUUGAGACUGUUUUGUUACUUCAGUCCUGGACAUGUCAUUCUGUAUUGGAUGUUCCUCCCGACUUCUCCGGCCAACCCAAGACCAAGCACUACAGUUGCAACAGCAAUCCUAUUAGCUCUCCUGCUAUCCCUCCAGCUAUCUUUCAUGAGCUCCUGCUUUUCACAACAGAGCAAGGACAGCGCUCUGAUAUCGAAAGAGGUUAUGAACGAGUACGACAUCAAAUUUGUGCGACCCAGAACAAGCCCGUUGUAUAGAGACGUGGCUACACAAUACACAGAAGACAAUUCAUACAGCCAGGCGAAAGAGGACAGAUACAACAACGUGGUGGUGUUUCCGCCAGCGUUUAUAAUCAAUAGAGGAUUCAAGACAAAUCCAAAUCCGAGUUUCGUAAAUCAGGCCGAUGCAAGUAAUGGACCUCAGCAGCAAACUACAACACCUGACUACAGAAGUCCAAUUCCUCACAAUAACCUUUCAUCACCUAUGCGACCACAAACUGCAAUUAAGCAACCAGUCUUUCGACCGAAUGCUGGGGGUGGUAGUCUUGGAGUUUAUUCGCAUGCCGCCUCUCCACUCAGAAAGAGUGCCUCUACUAAUUUCUCGCCUGCCAAGGGACAGUAUCUCAACGAUGUGGCAAGAAAUAGAGGCAGUCAAAGUCCAGACAAGCGAAAAAGCACCCCUGCUGGUGGCUUAGUGAACACGAAUGUAGCCCGACAGCGAUGGGGCCAUCUCAAGCCGGAUACCGCUCGACGGGAAACAGGCAAUUUUUAA
Lithohypha guttulata is the source of this 1302-nucleotide messenger RNA. RefSeq lists its product as uncharacterized. Lineage: Eukaryota; Fungi; Ascomycota; Eurotiomycetes; Chaetothyriales; Trichomeriaceae. The transcript is spliced from 2 exons. The record is from RefSeq and is a predicted model, not a curated record. Gene Ontology annotation, biological process: regulation of exit from mitosis; maintenance of rDNA. The coding region runs from base 1 to 1302 and encodes 433 amino acids.